Messenger RNA from Emys orbicularis (European pond turtle), 1203 nucleotides. It is a transcript of the gene NHLRC1, whose product is annotated as NHL repeat containing E3 ubiquitin protein ligase 1. Gene Ontology annotation, molecular function: translation repressor activity; ubiquitin protein ligase activity; protein binding. The record is from RefSeq and is a predicted model, not a curated record. The transcript has a single exon. NCBI's taxonomy places the organism in Eukaryota, Metazoa, Chordata, Testudines, Emydidae. Gene Ontology annotation, biological process: protein polyubiquitination; negative regulation of translation; proteasome-mediated ubiquitin-dependent protein catabolic process. The coding region runs from base 1 to 1203 and encodes 400 amino acids. Gene Ontology annotation, cellular component: nucleus.
AUGUCUGCCAGGGCCCCUGAUAGAAUGCAGAUUAUGACAGAACUGGUCAACGAAACUGAGGUCAGUCUACUUGAAUGCAAAGUGUGUUUUGAAAAAUAUAGCCAGAAGAAGAAACACCGGCCGAGGAACUUGCCUUGUGGACAUGUUAUAUGCUUGGAGUGUGUGUUCUCUCUAGCACACCCAAGGAAUUUUAGGUUGGAGUGCCCUUUCUGUCGAAGAGCUUGCAAAUCCUCAGAGACAAGUGACUGCUUACCAUUGCUGCACCUGAUAGAGAUCUUAAGCCGCGCAACUAAUAUUCCUUUAGCUUCAGGAACAACAACUGGGACAGGUGAUGAAGCAGCUGUAUCAGCAUCUCUAGGCUUAACGUUCAACCUUUCUUUCGGAGGCUGGGGGAUGCUGAUCAAUCCGACUGGGAUUGCAAUGUGUCGGGGGUCUGACUGUGUAGUAGUGGCACAUGAUGGCAAAAAAAGGAUUAAGCUGUUUGGCUUGAGUGGAAGCUGUAUACAACAGUUUGGGGAAAGAGGAGAUGCAGGCAAUGAUAUUAAAUACCCACUUGACGUGACAGUCACAUUGGAUGGCCAUGUGGUUGUCACAGACAGCGGAGAUCGCUCUGUGAAAGUGUUUGAUUUUAAUGGAAGAGGCAAGCUAAUUAUAAGGGAAUCCUUUUGUUUACCAUGGGGUUUGGAUACCACCCCAGAGAAUGAAAUUAUCCUGUCUGAUCCAGAGGCAGGUGCUCUUUCUCGCUUGACAGCCAAUUUUAAAAAAGGAGAACUAAAGAAGGUUCAGAAGAUCCAGUCUAACUUAUGCAACCCAAGAGAGGUGGCAGUUUCUCAGACUUCUGGAAUUAUCGCUGUAAUAGAGCACCUGAUAGCUAAGGGACCAAACUACAGCAGCACAAGAGUGAAGAUAUUCAGUGCUGACAUGAAACUUAUUGGCCAGAUGGAUAGCUUUGGUCUAAACCUAGUGUUUCCCUCCAAAAUAUAUGCCACUGAUUUGGCCUUCGACAGGGAGGGACACAUAAUAGUAGCAGAUGCCUAUAACCAAGUUGUAUUGUGCUUAGGAAAACCUGAGGAAUUUCCUGUCUUAAGGCCCAUAAUUACCCAAGGGCUUUCUUAUCCUGUGGCAUUGACUUAUACAGCAAACAAUUCUCUGAUUGUCUUAGACAGUGGUGAUCAUUCAAUUAAAGUAUAUACUGCUAGCUGA